GAGAUUAUGAGGACUGAGGAAACAAGAGGAAACAUAACAUUGUGGUUUGAAUAUGAGCAAAUACAAUUGUUUUGACAUUUUAAUUUAAAACAAUUCCAUUUAUUUUCAAUAUCUUUGCCGCUACGAAAUGCAGUUGAGAGAUAUUAUAUUCUUCGUCGCACUACUUAGUUCAAUACCAUUCGGUCAUGUUGUGAAAAAGGUCAAAUCUCCGUCCCGAAAGCGUCUUAUUUGCACUGUUGCUGGGGUAUUUCUUGUAUUAUUUCUCAAUGGAGUUCAGGAUUUCUGGCAUUCAUUCUUAACUAUCCUUGCCACAUAUUGGAUUUGCAAAUCGUCCAGAUAUAGCAGAUGGUGUAAUUGGCUCUCCUUUCUCUGCAUUUUUGGUUACCUGUUCUUCUUUAGAGCGUGCACGUAUGUUGGACUUCCCCAUCCCUCACCUUACAGUGAUAAUGUUCAACUAUUUUUAACUCUAAGAAUGGUGGGACUGGCAUUUGAAAUUCAUGAUACAACUGCAGCUAUAAAAGCAAGAGCUUCAACUGAGCAGGAAGACAAUGAAAUAAGUGAUCAUGAGAAAGACUUACAAGAUAUGUCAUUUUACCAUUUCUUGAGCUAUGGUUACUGUUAUUGUGGUAUUUUUACUGGACCAUACUAUAAAUACAAGACAUAUUCAGAUAUGUUAAAUCAGUCUAACUCUGAAGAAAUUCCAACUCUUGAUCUUGCAAUGAAGUGGCUGACAUAUUUACCCAUAUUUCUUGCUGGCUACGCUUUUUUCAGUCAAUGGUUUCCCGCAUACUUGGGCAACGAUCUUUUUCAUAAUCAAUCAAUUCUGAUUCAGAUAAUUAUGCUAGCCUUGGCAGACAUUCGCUUCAGGUGUAGACUGUACAUUGGUACUCAUAUGUCUGAAAGUAGUUGUGUGACAUUAUGUCUUGGGGCAUAUCCUGUUGAAUCAUGCCCAAUACCAGGGCAAGGUCCUACCAAAAAGAUUAAAGACAUUCCAGAGAAAGGAAAGGAGAAUGGAAAUUGGGAUAUGGUAACAGCAGACAAGAAAUACAGUUUUGAAACAAUCCGUGGAAUGUAUGUAAGAAAUGUGGAGCUCUCUUCAUUAAAAGACAUGAUCAGAAGUUGGAAUACAACAGUUCAGUGGUGGAUGGCUGCUUAUGUUUAUCAACAAUUCCCAUUUAGACAAAAAUUAGUUAGGUACCUUGCUGUGGCUGCUGUUAGUGCAUUUUGGCAUGGUCUAGCACCUGGAUAUUAUCUUUCUUUCCUAUUUAUUCCAUUUGCUCAAAAGAUUCAAGAAAGAUGUGCAAAGAAAUUUCUUCCAUAUCUUAAUGAGCGACAACAAGUGUGGUAUUUCUGGAUCAGUUGGUUUAUUGGCUAUCGCUUGUUAGAGUACUUUGGUGUUGGUGUUUGGGUCCAUACAUUCUCAUUAACAUUACGUUGUUGGAAAAGUAUGUGUUAUUAUGGGCACAUUCUGCUUCUUGUCUUUUUUCUACUUACAAUUAUUGUACCUGAUGCACCAUCUAAGCCACAUGAGAAACUGUUACACGAAAAAUCACACGAGAAAACAUCUUAACUUUUGUGAUUUUCCUAAAUGAGUUCACUAAGUACCUGGUUGUUACCUAAUUGUGGUUUUCAUUAUUGUAAUUCAUAUCAAGAAAAGUUUUUCGACAGACAAAGCGUUUUAUUCACCACUAUUUCACUAUCAAACUACCAACAAGCAGUCCUUUACGAUGAAUUACGAGAGGAAACUACUAACGCUUUAAAAUCGUCUACACAAAGCUAUUUGUUGCUCAUAUAUCUGAAAAACAAAACCUCAAAAUCCGACCAACUCUACUCUCUCCUACUUAUACCAAGGACAAGGUGCUUACUAUUUGAGCGAGGUAGUCGUAGUUGAACUAAACAGAUAACAAUCUAUGCCUCAAUGAGAUGAGAUAGUAUAUUUUUAAAUUUUCGGAAUCAGCGCAAACAAAUUGAUAUCUUUUGAAUUAUUGGAGGAGGUUUGUGAGAAUGGUAAGCAACCCGAUAAACCUUACAUGGCCUUAAACAACCAAAUAACAAGAAGAUAAUAUUAAGCAUGCAGCGUUGAUUAAAACUGUAAUUUUGUUCUAUUUAUGAAAUUUUGUCAUGAGAUAUCUUAUAGAAUUACGUAAUGUUCACAUAAUUGGGCGGUUGCCCAUAUUGAAGAUUUACAAUGAAAAAUGCAUACAAAUGUAUUUAAAUUUUAGAAUACGCAUUUGAACGUGUAGUCGAGUUUAUCAUAGAACUUUAUGAAAUUAGUUAUAAAAUGAAUCGUUAUAUUUAGGAUUUUGGCAUAGGUAUAUGACAUAAAGUCCGACCUUUGAGAUAUUUAUCAUACGAACGAUGAGAAAAAGUUUCAAGAACGAACUUGUGAUGUAACCUGUGAUGUAACAGAUAGAUAAAAAACCUGACCAACUUUCGGGAAUAAUGCGUGACGAGGGUCGAGGCUUGUAGAUCACAAGCCACCAGCCUCAAUUUCAUGCUAUAAAAAUAAUUCUUACGAUUGUCGAGUCAGAAAAUAUUUCUCAUGCAUUUUGAAGAAGCAUGUUCUGUUUCUUUGUCUAUAGAAAAAAUUUAAAAGCCACUGCUUGAGGCAUGUGCAGCAGAAUAUUUUCCCUCAAGAUGCAAUGAAAUAACUAUCAAAUAGCUUUACGUGUAGGCGUGCUAUGUUAGAAGAAAACUAUUUAUAAAAUAAAUCCAAAAUAUGGUUCAAACUGAUUGGAAUAUAUAAAUAUUGUGUAUUCACGCCACGUGCAUAAGGAGUUGCAUGUUCCAUGCAACAUUUCAUAAUCUACAUCGGUUGGCUAAUAACUAGUAAACAGCGAUUUGAGCAAAUUAGACGAUGAAAACAGGUGGUCUCAACCUCGUACCCAGGGUCUUUACUCUACUCGUAGAGUAAAGACCCUGGGUACGAGGUUGAGGUGGUCUUACCU
This is a messenger RNA of Dendronephthya gigantea, 2948 nucleotides long. RefSeq names its product lysophospholipid acyltransferase 7-like. Gene Ontology annotation, biological process: phosphatidylinositol biosynthetic process; lipid modification. Gene Ontology annotation, molecular function: lysophospholipid acyltransferase activity. Lineage: Eukaryota; Metazoa; Cnidaria; Anthozoa; Malacalcyonacea; Nephtheidae. Bases 128 to 1570 code for a protein of 480 amino acids. The record is from RefSeq and is a predicted model, not a curated record. Gene Ontology annotation, cellular component: membrane; mitochondria-associated endoplasmic reticulum membrane contact site. The transcript has 5 exons.